AUGGUUGCUAGUAAACGCCCCAAUUUUCUGCUUAUCGUCGCCGACGACCUGGGCUUCUCAGACGUCGGCGCAUUUGGAGGAGAGAUUCAAACGCCUAACCUCGAUUCUCUGGCUGACAGGGGGGUGCGAAUGACCGAUUUUCAUACCGCAUCCAUGUGCUCACCCACUCGCUCUAUGCUGCUGUCAGGUACAGAUAACCAUAUCGCGGGGCUUGGGCAGAUGGAGUUUUGGGGUCGGGGUCGCGAUCCACCAGUUCCUUGGUCUAAGCUGCCAGGCUACGAAGGCUACUUGAACUUCCGAGUUGCCGCUCUUCCUGAGAUACUCCAAGAUGCGGGGUAUUACACUACGAUGUCGGGCAAGUGGCAUCUAGGCCUGACUCCUGAACGCUCUCCCCAUGCUAGAGGAUUCGAUCGUUCGUUUGCCUUGCUACCAGGCGGCUCCAGUCACUAUGCUUAUGAGCCUAAGAAGCCCGAUGGCACACCUGUGUUUGCCCAUUGGGCAAGUUUAUACUACGAGGACGACAAGAAGGUCGAUACCAAGGACUUCCCAGUAGACUUUUACUCCUCAGAUCACUUCUCCACAAGACUAAUCGACUUUCUGGAGGAGCGAGAAGUGAGCAAGGAGCUAAAAGAGAAACCGUUCUUUGCUUUUCUUCCAUUCACGGCACCCCAUUGGCCUCUGCAAGCCCCAGAGGCAAACGUCAAGAAGUACAAGGGAGUGUAUGAUGAAGGCCCGGACGUCCUUCGCCAGUCCAGACUCAAACGACAGGUUGAAAUCGGUAUUAUGCCAGAAAACGUUGAAGCACAUCCUGUCGAAGCCGAAACAAAGGAAUGGGACGACAUGUCAGCAGAGGAGAAGAAGUAUUCAGCUAAGACGAUGGAGGUAUUUGCUGGAAUGGUCGAUAGGAUGGACGAGAAUAUUGGCCGAGUACUAGACAAAAUCAAAGCCACCGGUGAGUGGGAUAACACAUUCAUUCUGUUCAUGUCCGACAACGGCGCCGAGGGUGCAGUCGUGGAGGCCAUUCCAAUGACCGGAGAAGUGAUCAAAAAGAGCAUCGAUAAAUCCUACAACAACGACGUCCAGAACCUGGGCAACUACGACUCAUUUUGCUGGUAUGGUCCGCGCUGGGCUCAAGCGGCGACAGCUCCAUCGAGAAUGCAUAAGGGGUUUGUGACUGAAGGUGGAAUCCGCUGCCCAGCCAUCGUCCAGUACCCACCUUUCCUGCAGACCUCCAAGGCAAAGGGUAUAACAGACUCAUUUACUACCGUGAUGGAUAUUCUUCCAACAAUCCUCGAUUUGGCAGGUAUUUCCCAUCCAGGGGCCACGUUCAGAGGACGUGAAGUGGUGCCAGUGAAAGGCAGGUCCUGGAUCUCUCAUCUGUCCGGCCACAGUCUGCGCGUCCAUGACCAGGAUUACAUCACGGGCUGGGAAUUGUUCUUUCAUCAGGCCAUACGGCGUGGGGAUUGGAAAGCAGUGUUCAUUCCUAAGCCAAGAGGGCCCGAGAAGUGGCAGCUCUACAAUAUGGAGAAAGACCCCGGCGAGGUCCAUGACUUGGCUGAUAAGGAACCAGAAGUACUCAAUGACUUGAUCAAAUACUGGAUGGUCUAUGUUGCCGAGUCUGGGGUAUUCUUGCGAGAAGACUUAGAAGAGGGCUACGUGCUUCCAAAGGGGCCUUAG
Penicillium lagena is the source of this 1677-nucleotide messenger RNA. Its product is annotated as arylsulfatase. Gene Ontology annotation, molecular function: arylsulfatase activity. The record is from RefSeq and is a predicted model, not a curated record. The coding region runs from base 1 to 1677 and encodes 558 amino acids. NCBI's taxonomy places the organism in Eukaryota, Fungi, Ascomycota, Eurotiomycetes, Eurotiales, Aspergillaceae. The transcript has 3 exons.